AUGGACUUCAUUGAUGAUUUAGCAUCACAGAGUUUGAGUUGUUGCCAAUUUCGGAUUCAAAUUGAUGGUUAUAGAGCGGCAUUGGCCGAUGGUGUGCAGUGGGUGCACCAAGACGGGGAGGCUGUUGCUCUUGUUGUUGAUUUAUUGGCGGGACUGUGUUGUAAGAGGUUUUCAAUCCUUUCUUGGGUUGGGUUCUGCGGCUUUGCUCCUUAUAAUGUGGAGUUGCUUUCUCAGUUUGACUUCCAUUUCUUGCUUGAUUUAUCUAGGCCAGGACAGGAUAAUGUAAAGGUUUUAGGAAUCCCAAUUGAAAGGGUUGAGGGUUUGCACAUAUGCAGAAGCUUGCAUGUUAAGGGAGCUGCUGGAGCUGCUGUUCAGUACUUGGGUUACACUCCAGGACUUUUUAUAGUAGGGCUCUUCGCUAUUCUGAUUUUAUGGAUGUAUGCUAACUUUUGGAUAACAGGAACAUUAUUUAUAGUUGGAGGUUAUUUGUUCUCCUUAAAUCAUGCACGGUUGGUGGUCUUGAUGGCAACUAUAUAUGCUAUUUAUUGUGUCAAAGUUCAAGUUGGGUGGCAUGGUGUUAUUCUCUCAAUAAACCUUGCAUUCUUCUCUAAUGAUGCAUUAAAUUAUAUGCUUCAAUGGUGUGAUAAUGUGAGUGAAAGGACACACUUUGAAGAGCAGAAGCAAUCAGAAGAAGUUAUUGAAGAUGACUUUUCUGGGGAGUGUGAAUACUCUAUUCCUACUGAGGAAUCUGAAAAGGUGCACUCAUGUAAAUCAUCAAGCAAGCCAGUUACUUCAGCUGUUAUUGAUGUUCCGAAAGAAUCUUCCCCUAGUACAGUGGCCAAAGAGGAAAUAAAUUCAGCUGUUGAGAUGAAAAAAAUAUUAGACAGUAUUGAUCAUUAUGAAGCACUGGGAUUUCCUCGCCACAAAAAAAUUGAUGCUGCAAUUUUGAAAAAGGAAUACCGGAAGAAGGCCAUGCUUGUGCAUCCAGAUAAAAACAUGGGAAGUGCACUAGCCAGUGAAUCCUUUAAGAAACUUCAAUGUGCAUAUGAGGUUCUAUCUGAUUCCACAAAGAAGCGAGACUAUGAUGAGCAGUUGCGGAAGGAAGAAUCCAAGACUAAGAGUGUGUGCCAGAAGUCCCAUGGUGCUUCACAUCAGGAUGGUCCAGAUUAUUGUUCCGAAGAGUCGAGACGUAUACAGUGCACUAAGUGUGGAAAUUCGCAUAUAUGGGUAUGCACCAACAGAAGUAAGGCCAAGGCUAGAUGGUGCCAGGAUUGCUGUCAAUAUCACCAAGCAAAGGAUGGAGAUGGAUGGGUUGAGUACAAAGGAUCUCUAGUCUUUAAUAGGCAUCAUAAGGUGGAAAUACCACGAGCCUUUGUUUGUGCUGAGAGCAAAAUCUUUGAUGUGUCAGAAUGGGCUAUUUGUCAGGGAAUGGCUUGCAGGCCCAACACCCAUAGGCCUAGCUUCCAUGUAAACAUGGUUGGUUUGGAGAAAACUCAGAGAUCAAACUCAAGUAGGUUCCCGUGGGAUUUGGAUGCUGAAAUGAUGGAUGAAGAUGAAGAAGAAUUUGAGGUGUGGCUUCAGCAAGCUCUGGCGUCUGGCCUCUUUUGUGAGUCCUCUAAACGCCGGAAGAGCUGGAGUCCAUUCAAGUUGCCCCAAAGGGUGAAGAGGCAAUCGCGAAGAACAUCGUGCUGA
Molecule: messenger RNA, 1692 nt
Organism: Prunus armeniaca (apricot)
Lineage: Eukaryota; Viridiplantae; Streptophyta; Magnoliopsida; Rosales; Rosaceae
Source: the annotation of a GenBank genome assembly